CAACAAAUACAAAGUUGUUUACUUCAUUCCUUUAACUUACUACUCUGAAACUAUCUUUGUUAAAUAUUAGAAUCUGGUUGCUUGAGACUUGAGUCUUGAGAUAUCUUGAAAAGAGUUAUUUCUUGGUGGCAAAAACAAGAACAAAAAGGGAGGGAGAUAUGAAGCUAAUAGUAGAAGUAAUAGAUGCUUAUGAUCUUAUGCCAAAAGAUGGUGAAGGAUCAGUAAGUGCAUUUGUAGAAGUUGAUUUUGAAAACCAACUUAGCAAAACUAGAACUGUCCCAAAAAAUCUCAACCCCACCUGGAACCAUAAACUAAUUUUCCAUCUUGACGAUAUCAAAAAUCAUCGAUACAAAUACAUUGAUGUUUCUGUGUAUCAUGAGAGAAGGCCUAUACCAGGGAGAAACUUUCUUGGAAGGGUGAGAAUUCCUUGCUCAAAUAUUGUCAAGAAAGGGGAAGAAGUUUAUCAAAGAUUCCAACUUGAAAAGAAAUGGUUUUCCUCAUUUGUUAAAGGAGAGAUUGGCCUAAAAAUAUAUAUUUCAUCACCAUCUGAUCCAAAUUUAUAUCCUAAAAAAACUUCUAUCCAGCCAACCCCAAAAUCUUCUAGUCCUUCAAAUAUCCCGUCCAUCGAAAAUCCAGAACAUUUAGAUAAUCCACCACCUUCACUUCCUGCCUCUGAAGUUUCUAGUCUUGAUACUCCUAAAGCUAGUAACAGUUCAGAAGUACAAAAGACUGAAAACACUGCAAUUUCUGCUGCUGAUCAGUCUUCAAGCUUUGCUGUAAUAGAAAAAACUGGUCAUCUUACUCCAAGUGAGCAGGCCACAGAAUCAGUUGAGCACAUUGAAGAAACAUCUCAAUUUCUAUUCAAGCAUCAAGCUAUGCAGCAACCAGUCAUAUCAAUAAGGAAGAGACCAGGUUUCCAACCGACAAUGCAGCAUCAAGUAGACCACCCCCGAGCUAUUCCUAGCCACCCAGGUGUCCAACUGCCAAUGCAGCAUCAAGUAGACCACCCCCGAGCUAUUCAUGGCCAGCCAGGUGUCCAACCGCCAAUGCAGUAUCAAGUAGACCAACCCCGAACUAUGCAGAACCACCCUAAAGAUGACUAUGAGCUGAAGGACACGAAUCCUCAGCUUGGUGAGCAAUGGCCACGUGGUGGAGGUUAUGGAGGAAGAGGAUGGAUGAACAGUGAUAGACAUGCAAGCACAUAUGACCUUGUGGAGCAGAUGUUUUAUCUUUAUGUUCGAGUGGUUAAGUCCAAAGAUCUUCAACCAAGUGUCCUCACCGGUAGCUGUGACCCAUAUGUGGAGGUGAAGAUGGGGAAUUACAAAGGAAGGACAAAGCAUUUUGAUAAGAAAAUGAAUCCAGAGUGGAACCAGGUAUUUGCUUUCUCUAAAGAUCGAAUUCAGUCUUCAGUUCUUGAAGUUUAUGUGAAGGAUAAAGAUAUGAUGGGAAGAGAUGAUAAUUUUGGAAGGGUGGUUUUUGACUUGAAUGAGGUCCCAACAAGAGUUCCUCCUGAUAGUCCCCUGGCUCCUCAAUGGUAUAGACUGGAGGAUCGACGAGGAGAAAGGAAAGUAACAGGGGAGAUCAUGCUUGCUGUUUGGAUGGGAACACAAGCAGAUGAAGCAUUUUCAGAUGCCUGGCAUGCAGAUGCUGCCUUUGUUCAUGGAGAGGGGGUAAUGAGCGUCAGGUCCAAAGUUUAUGUCUCUCCAAAACUUUGGUACCUGAGAGUAAAUGUUAUUGAAGCUCAAGACAUCAUCCCGAAUGACCAGAGCCGUCUCCCUGAAGUUUUUGUGAAAGCCCAGGUGGGAAAUCAGGUGCUCAAAACCGAUAUAUGCCCUGCUCGAACAGCAAAUCCAAUGUGGAAUGAGGAUUUGGUUUUUGUAGCUGCUGAGCCUUUUGAGGAGCAGCUAGUCCUCAGCAUUGAGGACCGUGUUCACCCGAUGAAAGAUGAGAUUCUUGGAAAGAUAAGUUUCCCACUCAACACAUUCGAGAAGAGGCUUGACCACAGGCCGGUCCAUUCUCGUUGGUUCAACCUUGAGAAGUUUGGUUUUGGUUCCUUGGAAGUUGACAGGAGGAAAGAGCUCAAGUUUUCAAGCAGAGUUCACCUCAGAGUAUGCCUUGAAGGGGGAUAUCACGUGCUGGAUGAAUCAACCAUGUACAUAAGUGAUCAAAGGCCAACAGCACGACAGCUGUGGAAACCACCGGUGGGAAUAUUGGAAGUUGGCAUAUUAGGUGCAGAAGGGCUUCUUCCAAUGAAGAUGAAGGACAGCAGAGGAAGCACAGAUGCCUAUUGUGUGGCUAAAUAUGGUCAGAAAUGGGUAAGGACAAGAACCAUUCUUGACACUUUCAGCCCCAAAUGGAAUGAGCAAUACACUUGGGAAGUUUAUGAUCCUUCCACAGUUAUCACAUUGGGUGUCUUUGAUAACUGUCAUUUGGGAGUUGAGAAGCAAGGGACUGGAGCAGCACGAGACUCACGAAUAGGGAAGGUACGUAUAAGAUUAUCAACGUUAGAAUCUCAUCGAAUUUACACUCAUUCUUAUCCCCUUCUUGUUCUGCACCCAUCAGGGGUUAAGAAAAUGGGGGAACUCCAAUUGGCAGUAAGAUUCACAAGCCUCUCUUUAGCCAACAUGAUACAUACUUAUGGCCACCCUUUGCUUCCCAAAAUGCACUACCUUCAUCCCUUUACUGUCAACCAAGUAGACAACUUGAGGUACCAAGCUAUGAGCAUUGUUGCUGUUAGACUUGCUAGAGCUGAACCACCACUCAGGAAAGAAGUUGUAGAGUACAUGCUAGAUGUGGAUUCCCACAUGUGGAGUAUGAGAAGAAGCAAGGCUAAUUUCUUUAGGAUCAUGUCACUUCUUUCAGGCUUAAUCUCUGUUAAUCGAUGGUUUGGUGAUAUAUGUCACUGGAAAAAUCCAGUCACCUCAGUCUUGGUUCACAUCCUCUUCCUGAUACUGAUCUGGUAUCCGGAGUUGAUUCUUCCAACUCUGUUUCUCUAUAUGUUCCUCAUUGGACUGUGGAACUAUCGGUUCCGGCCAAGGCACCCUCCUCACAUGGACACUAAGCUUUCAUGGGCAGAAACAGCUCACCCUGAUGAGCUUGAUGAAGAAUUCGACACGUUUCCAACGUCUAGACCCCACGACAUUGUUCGAAUGAGGUACGAUAGGCUGAGAAGUGUGGCUGGGAGGAUUCAGACCGUGGUCGGUGACAUAGCAACACAAGGAGAGAGGCUGCAGGGGGUGCUAAGCUGGAGAGAUCCAAGAGCAACAAGCUUGUUUAUCAUGUUCAGUCUUUUUGCUGCAGUUACGCUUUAUGUGACUCCCUUCAGAGUGGUGGCUUUAGUUGCUGGGUUAUAUAUGUUGAGGCAUCCCAGGUUCAGAAGCAAGAUGCCUUCUGUUCCCAGCAACUUCUUCAAGAGAUUACCAGCCAGAACUGAUAGCAUGCUGUGAUGCAAGAGGCUCAACGUCCAGCUCUACUUUUAUUUUUCCAGUCUGUAUUUCAAUAUAAUCAUCUUCAUGGUUAAUCCUUCUUAUAAGUUGCAGUUUUAUGUAAAAUUCCAAGACAAUAUAUGAAUU
This is a messenger RNA of Solanum verrucosum, 3572 nucleotides long. RefSeq names its product FT-interacting protein 1. The record is from RefSeq and is a predicted model, not a curated record. The transcript has a single exon. NCBI's taxonomy places the organism in Eukaryota, Viridiplantae, Streptophyta, Magnoliopsida, Solanales, Solanaceae. Bases 159 to 3446 code for a protein of 1095 amino acids.